GUAAAAGCAGCGCCACGCCGGAUAAAGACCUUGGUUUGGAUACCCCUUGUUCUCAAUUCUCCACCUUCCGGCGUUCCGUUCUCCGCCGGUGAUCCUAGAGGCAAUUACGAGCACUAUAAAUCGAGGAGUUUUGGAAAGAUGGGUGAUAAUUCGUCGAAUCGGCCGAUCAAGGCCGAGGUUUCCGGGAUCGAGAGCCCGAGCAAGGUGGUAGAUUCUGGGUCAACUGGAUGGACAGACGAGAAGCACGGUCUUUAUCUUACUUCUAUAGAAGCAUCAUUUGUUAAUCAGUUAUACAGCAGUGAAUGCAAUUCAGAGAACUUGCUUGGCUGGCUGCCAAGAACACAAAAACACAGAAAUUCAUCUGGAUCAAAUGCCAAAGUCUUCACAUCUGGUCAGUUUAAGGUCCUGCAGAGAGGCUGCUGGGAGAAUCUAAAAUCUGAGAGGGCCAAAAGUCGCAUAGACUUUGGGAAUGAUUCUUGUUCUUUGUCUUCGAAUCCAUGGAUUCAGCAUUUUAGAUCACCUUCCAUUGGAAAAGAGACACGUCCUGCAUCAUACCAGGUGGAUGACAAGCUCUUGGCCAGGCAAUCAAUCCUAGCAGCUCGGAGGCAUGGAAGAGAAGCAACAAGAACAAAACAGCCUCUAGCCUGCUCUCACAUAUGUUGUCAAGAUUCUGUUGGGAGCACUACAGAGGUAUCAGAUCAGAAUUUUGUUGAUGGUGAGUUUGAAGGAAUGGAACAAUCAAGUACAACAUACAGGAAAAAAAGACCGAGGACCGCAAUUGUUGAUAGGCUGGAUAAUGAUCAAGUCGUUCCAUCUGGGAAAUCGCAUGAAACACCAAGUUCUGGUAAGAAUCAUGCUUGUCUAAAUGAAAGCAAUGCAGAAUGUAGCAGUAAAGCAGCUGAUAUAACACCAAGCUUACUGCCAGUGGAAUCUGAGCCUCCAGAUCAUUCAAAGAUUUGGAAUUGAAUGGUUGAAUUUCAGCUAACGUGAAGUGGAACAUGGUACAAGAGUAGUAGUGCAGAUAAUUUAACAGGUUAAGCACUACAUUGUAAUCUGAAGAUAGUCUUUUUGAUGAGAUGCAGAUGUGAAGUCAGACAUGAAGAAUUGUAAAGAGCCUUCCAGAGAUUGUAAAUAUAGAUCUUAAGUUGAUGCUAUAAUCAACCCUUUCUAAGUUCUUGAAAAAAAAAGAAAAAGAAAAAGAAAAAAAGGUUGAUGCUGCUAUGUAAGCUUUGAGAUAUGCAUACAUGGUUUGCAAGGAAUGGUAGCUGAUGCUGGUAGCACCGAGCCCUCUCUUUCUUUUUCAGAUGUCUAUAGGAUGUGUGCAUAAGAUUGGAGAGCUGUAGUAUUGAAAUCAUGAUAGUUUUUUCAGCUUUAUUAUAUGUUGUUUGCCGGUUUAGUGGAUGAAAUAUUUUUCAGUAUUAUAUUACAACAGCCUGUAGCUGAUGCUUGUCAUGAAUUGCAUGAGGCUAUCCUUGAAAGUUAUUUGUAAAAAUAUAUAGAUGACUAGCUGUUCUUUUAUAAUUGAAAUAAUAAGCAGGUUUAGACCAUUCAA
Messenger RNA from Elaeis guineensis (African oil palm), 1552 nucleotides. Its product is annotated as cold-regulated protein 27. NCBI's taxonomy places the organism in Eukaryota, Viridiplantae, Streptophyta, Magnoliopsida, Arecales, Arecaceae. The record is from RefSeq and is a predicted model, not a curated record. Gene Ontology annotation, biological process: regulation of circadian rhythm; response to cold.